Molecule: messenger RNA, 1041 nt
Organism: Actinia tenebrosa (Australian red waratah sea anemone)
Lineage: Eukaryota; Metazoa; Cnidaria; Anthozoa; Actiniaria; Actiniidae
Source: RefSeq, a predicted model, not a curated record
UGGGUAAUGGUAUUUCCAAGAUGGCGUCCAUAACCAUCGAAGAUGUCCGAAGAUCUCUAAUCAAAUACACCCCUUAUUUCGGAGGACUCAGCUACUCUGCCCUGGCCUUCAACUCCAUGGGGAUCCAUUUUCCAUUUCUAGACAAGACUGGCCAGCUUAUCAUGUUCAACAGUACUUUAUGCUUGUCUCACAUUGGAUUUGGUGUGUACAUCUACAACCGACCGAUCAACGAUGUUCUGAAACCUUCCCGCUCAAGACGUGUUGUGUGGAGCAUUUUUGGGAGCUGGAUUAUGAAUUUAGGGUCCGUCCUUUGUUGGGCUAUAGUCAAGGAGAUUGGUCCUAAGAAUAAACUAGCUCGAGCCCUCAUUGGUUUAACUGGAGGUUGUGUUUUCUUGUACAUAGCCACGGAUUACUUGUGUGCUAUUGAUAAACUAAGAGCUCAAGACUUCCCUGAUGAUGAUAGAGAUUCAGGGAAUGAAGAUGAUGAAGAUGAUGCAGCCUAGAGAAGAAGAUAUUUAUAUUAUGAAUGACAGUGACAAUUUACAUCUUAAAGAAGUACAUGGAAUAUAAUAUCGUACGUGUGAAAUAUGAAAGUGAAAAAGAUCUGCAAGUUUUGGUUCAUUAAAAACACCUGAUGAAUCCAAAGACUGCAGUGUUUCUUAUUAGAUAAUAAUGGUCAGUUUAAAUGUUUUUCCAACACAGACAUUCAGGAACAAUACAAUCAUUUUACAUGAGAAAAAAUUCAAUUACUAAGAGCAAAGGAAUUUUAUUGUUCUGCCUUCUAACCACAGGAAGCCUGAGCAGUAUUAUGGGAUGGGCACGUGAUGGAGUAAAACCUCUAUAUUCAUACUGCUUAGGGGAAGGGAGUAUGGGUGUAAAUUAGAAAAAUAUUAAGGCUACCUUUUGAUUAAUUUUUCUCGUUUUGCACCAAGGAAUAGACUAGAAGUGUCUGUAACAGUGUCCAUAUUAUCAAAAGGUCCAAUUGGAAUAGCCUUUCAGUGAUGUGUUUUAAAUGGUAUUAAAGUAUAUUUCCCUUCAAAA